AAUAGAGAUAACGCAUACAAAACGUAAAAUUACAACAAAAUCCUGUAUAUGUUUGCGCUAAAUGUAUAAAUAAACAUGGAAGUUUAACGUAACGUGCACAGAUACUUGUAAAUAUCAGUUAUUUUUUGAGUGAGUAAACACUCAUUGAUAGAUCCGUCUGUAAUUUCCUGCGGAAGAAUACAUUUUUUUCUCAGAGUGAAGUGACAGGGACAGACGAGAAAAGUUCGGAAAGUUUUAACUCGCUUACGUUGUACGUAAAACAGCCAAAAACUGCUAAGAAGGAAGGCAUAGGAAUCAAAAGAAUUUUUUUGGCAGUUAUAGAGUUUACACUCUGAGGCAUUUUACUCAUUGUGUCGCUCUGACGAGGUUCCUUACCUCGCGAGCUAGUUAAGCGGGCUCGCCGUCCUGACGGAGCUCAGUCAGCCUCGCGCUGGAGACUCUAUGUGGAUUUUAAAGAAAAUAUGGACCGGUUUCCCCGUAUUACUUCGGGCAAAGGCAUCAUCUUCGUCCUAUUCAUCGCCUGCUGCAUCCCGUUCUCGGGAGCUCUGCAGUGUCUAGAUGCCACGAAGCCCUGCGUGAACAAUGCGACCUGCAUCACCUUUAAAAAUGGCACAGGACACUGCAGGUGUACCCCUGGCUUCUUAGGGGAGUACUGCCAUCACAGAGACCCCUGUCACCCAGGCUACUGCCUCAAUGGGGGCAACUGCAGUUCCAGUUGGUCUGGGGUGCCAGGUAGCCCCACCUGUUCGUGUCCCCUAGGUUUCACUGGUCAGAAUUGUCAGACCCCGCAGAAUUCUGCUUGCUAUCCCAAUAACCCUUGUGCGAAUGGGGGUGUCUGCAGCCUGCUGUCCCUGGACAAAUAUAAAUGUCACUGCCCUCCUGGUUGGACAGGCUCCCGAUGCCUCCAAGAGGACAGCUGCAUCUCAAAUCCUUGUGCCAAUGGUGGCACCUGCAACACCCUAUCUGGGGGGAAGUUCAACUGCAUUUGCUCCAAAGAAUACCAAGGACUCCACUGCUUGAAUGACACAGACGAAUGUGCCCAGUCACCAGAUGUGUGCUAUAAUGGUGGAGUAUGUGUGAACACAUUGGGCUCCUUCUAUUGUUCGUGUCCAGCAGGUUUUACAGGGCGCAAUUGUGAGACUCCCUAUGUGCCCUGCUCACCCUCACCGUGUGUCAAUGGGGGAACCUGCCGGCCAACUUCUGACACCACGUACUGGUGCCAUUGUCUCCCAGGGUUUAAUGGAACAAACUGUGAAAUUAAUAUUGAUGACUGCCCUGAUCACCGCUGCCAGAAUGGGGGCACCUGCAUGGAUGGUGUUAAUACUUACAACUGUCAGUGUCCACCUGAGUGGACAGGUCAGUUCUGUACUGAAGAUGUGGAUGAGUGUCGCCUGCAACCAAACACUUGUCAGAAUGGAGGCACUUGCAGUAAUACGCCAGGGGGCUACAACUGUGUAUGUGUAAAUGGCUGGAGUGGCACUGACUGUGCAGAGAACAUUGAUGACUGUGCCACAGCGGCCUGCACAGAAGGCUCCACCUGCAUUGACCGUGUCGCCUCUUUCAUAUGCACCUGUCCUUUUGGGAAGACUGGCUUGCUUUGUCAUGUGGAUGAUGCUUGCAUCAGUAACCCAUGUCGUGAGGGGGCGCAGUGUGACACCAAUCCCAUCAAUGGCAAGUUUAACUGCAACUGUCCUCCUGGCUAUGUGGGCAGCACUUGUAAAGAUGACAUCAAUGAAUGCACCAUGGGUUCUAACCCUUGUGAACAUGGUGGGCAGUGCGUCAACACGGAAGGGUCCUUCACGUGUAACUGUGCCCGGGGCUACUCCGGACCCCGUUGUGAACAGGACCUCAAUGAAUGUGCCUCCAACCCUUGCCGCAAUGAUGCCACCUGUCUGGACCAGAUUGGUGACUACACCUGCAUCUGUAUGCCAGGGUUUGAAGGUGUGCAUUGCGAAAUCGAUGUUAAUGAGUGUGCAAGUUCCCCUUGUCUAAACAGCGGGAAAUGCUUUGACCAAGUGAACCGAUUUGUGUGCCACUGCCCUCCAGGCUUCAGUGGGGACAUGUGCCAGGUGGACAAUGAUGAAUGUGCCAGCACACCAUGCCACAAUGGUGCCAAGUGCAUUGAUCGCCCCAACGGCUAUGAGUGCGAGUGUGCUGAAGGCUUCACAGGGACAUUAUGUGAGGAGAAUGUGGAUGACUGUGACCCAAAGCCCUGCCACCAUGGUGUGUGCCGUGAUGGCAUUGCCAUGUACACUUGUGAUUGCCACCCAGGCUACACUGGCCUCAUUUGCAACACACAGGUACAGGAGUGCCAGAGCAACCCCUGCCAGAACCGUGGCCGUUGCAUCGACCUUGUCAACAAGUACCAGUGCAACUGCCUUGCUGGGACCACCGGAGUGAACUGUGAGAUCAACUUUGAUGACUGUGCCAGUAACCCAUGUGUAUACGGAGAGUGUCAGGAUGGUAUCAAUGAGUAUAAGUGUGUGUGCACCCCAGGAUACACAGGCGAGAAGUGUGACGUGCAGAUCAAUGAAUGCGACUCAAACCCAUGCCUGAAUGGGGGGACAUGUGAGGACGGUUUGAAUGAGUUCUCCUGUGUUUGUCCCCCUGGCACCCAUGGGCUCCUCUGCUAUUCAGGGGCCGACCUCUGUGCCUCACGGUCCUGUGGCCACGGUGAAUGUAUUGAGCUGCAUGAUGGGUAUCGCUGCGACUGUGUGCAAGGCUGGAUGGGGCAACACUGUGAGCAAGAAGUGGAUGAGUGCCAGUCAGAUCCGUGCCAGAAUGGGGGCACCUGUACUGACCGACCAAGUGGAUACACCUGCAAGUGCACCCGUGGUUUCACAGGUGUGAAUUGUGCGAUCAACAUAGAUGAGUGCAAGUCCAACCCUUGCAUGAAUCGGGGGACCUGUGUGGAUGGAGUUAAUGGCUACAAGUGUAUCUGCUCCCUGCCAUAUACAGGUCCACAGUGCAUUGAAAAGAUAGAUGAGUGUGGCACCAACCCGUGCCAGAACAGGGGCCACUGUAUUACCAGCCAAGGGAGCUAUCAAUGCAAGUGUGAACCCGGGUACAGCGGCAUAAACUGUGAGGUCAACAUUGAUGACUGCACUCCCAAUCCCUGUUUAAACGGAGGUUCAUGUUUGGAUGGAGUGGGGGGCUACUCGUGCGAUUGCCAGCCUGGUUUUGAAGGUGAACGUUGUGAGACUGAAGUGAAUGAGUGUUUAUCCAAUCCAUGUCGCAACAAUGGCAAAUGCAAUGACUAUGUGAACAGCUACUCAUGCAAGUGCCCACCGGGCUACAAUGGAAUUCACUGUGAGCACAACAUCCCUGAAUGCACUGAGAGCUCCUGUUUAAAUAAUGGCACAUGCAUAGAUGGAAUAAAUACCUUCUCAUGUCACUGUCGUCCUGGCUUCACUGGUGCCUUCUGUCAAUAUGAGAUCAAUGAAUGUGACUUGCAGCCCUGCAAGAAUGGAGGCACUUGCACGGAUGGCCUUGGGUCCUACUACUGCUCUUGUCCUGUAGAGUACACAGGCCCCAACUGUCAGUUCUUGACAGACUUUUGCAGCCAGCCCCUAUGCGUCAACGGUGGGACCUGCAUACAAAAUGGGACAGUGUGGAUGUGCCGCUGCACCACAGGCUGGGCAGGCCUUUACUGUGAUGUGCCUAGUAUGUCUUGUCAUGCCGUUGCUGUCCGUCAAGGUGUGUCUGUGGACAUGGUGUGUCAGCACGCUGGCCGCUGCUUAGAUGUGGGAAACGCCCACCGCUGCCACUGUCAGGCUGGCUACACCGGCAGCUACUGUGAGACCGAGGUGGAUGAAUGCCUGUCAAACCCAUGCCGCAAUGGCGCCACCUGUGUGGACUACCAGGGGGCAUAUGAGUGUAAGUGCAAGCCUGGCUACCAGGGGGUCAACUGUCAGUAUGAUGUAGAUGAGUGCCAGUCUCAGCCCUGCCUGCAUGGGGGGACUUGCAUCAACCUGGUCAACCACUUUUCCUGCUCCUGCCCCCCAGGCACACAUGGUGUUAGGUGUGAGAUGGAUGAAGACGACUGUGAGCCAGAGCCUGGCUCUUUGGCACCCCGUUGCCUGAAUGGGGGUCAGUGUGUGGAUGCUGUGGGCCAUUUCACAUGCUCUUGCCCUCCUGGUUUUGCUGGUGAGCGCUGUGAAGGUGACAUCAAUGAGUGUCUGUCUGCACCCUGCCAUGCCCCUGGCAGCCUUGACUGCAUCCAGCUGGCCAAUGACUACCAGUGCCGCUGCCGCCUGGGCUACACAGGACGGCACUGUGAAUCAAUGGUGGAUCUGUGCAAGUCUAAGCCAUGCCAUAACGGUGGUACCUGCUCCAUGAACACUAGUUCAGUACAUGGGUACAUCUGCAUCUGCCAAAUUGGUUUCUCAGGGUUCAACUGUGGGGAGGUUGAGGGCUAUGGUUGUACCAGUUUGCGCUGCCAGAAUGGUGGCCGCUGCCAUGACUCAGCAGGAGGGCAAAUCCAGUGCCUCUGUCCACCUGGCUUCAGUGGCCCACAUUGUGAAGUCGCCCUAAGUUGUCAAAGUCGGCCCUGCCUCAAUGGGGGUGUCUGCUCUCCAGACCCUCGCAGCCCCAACCAGUACACCUGCCAGUGUCCCCCUGCCUUCUCUGGCAGGAACUGCGAGAUGCUACGCUCUGCUCCACCCUUAUCCCCCGUACCUACCUGCCCGUACGAUGAGUGCAAAAAGCAUGCCGGUGACAGGGUUUGUGACAUGGACUGUAACCGGCAUGAGUGUGCCUGGGAUGGUGGUGACUGCUCACUGCACUGGGAACAGCCAUGGGAGCGCUGCGAUGCCACUGUUGAGUGUUGGAAGCUCUUUCGGAAUGGCCGCUGUGACCCUCAGUGCGACAACCCACAGUGCCUCUUUGACAGCUUUGAAUGCCAGUCCUCCCCGUUCCUCUGCAAGUAUGACAAGUACUGUGCAGACCAUUAUGCCAAUGGCCACUGCAACCAGGGGUGCAACACAGAAGAGUGUGGCUGGGAUGGCCUAGACUGUGCAGGUGAUAUCCCACCACAGGUAGCUGACGGCACACUUGUGGUGGUGGUUCUGCUGCAGCCAGAUGAGCUGUUGGGGGACUUGCGUGGCUUCCUGCGUGCACUGGGGACACUGCUCCACACCAACCUGCGUGUCAAGUUGGAUGCCCAGCAAAAACCUAUGGUGUACCCCUACUUUGGCCCAGAUCCAGAGAGUGACACUGGGGCCCCAUCUGAACGUAGAUGGAAACGAGAACUGGUCAAUAAAGAGGUCAUCGGGUCCAAGGCAUACCUGGAGAUUGAUAACCGCCAGUGUUCUCAGGUCUCCGAGUCCUGUUUCUCAAACACAAAGCUAGCUGCCUCCUACAUAGCUGCAGAGUAUCUGAAGAAGGAGCUGCCCUACCCUGUCAUUGCUGUUAACAGUGAGCCCAGGGAACCGCCACACCCUCCCCAUUUGCUGUAUGUGGUUGCUGUAGCAGUGGGGAUCAUUCUGCUCAUCUUAGUUCUGGGUGUGCUGGUCGCUAAGCGGAAGCGCAAGCAUGGCAUCUUGUGGCUCCCUGAUGGCUUCCUCACCAAGAAGGAUGCCAAGCGCCGUGAGCCUGUGGGCCAGGAUGAUUUUGGAAUGAAGAACAUGGGAAAACCACAGGAUGGGGGUAUGAUGGAUGCCAACCAAAACCAACGCUGGCCAGAAGAAGAAUCACAGGCUAAGAAAUCAAGAACAGAGGACAAGCCCCUUCUACCCGUUGGAGUUGAUGGAGGUGUGGACCGCAGGGAGUGGACACUACAGCAUCACAAGGCUGCUGACAUCACCCUGACACCCCCCCAGGCUGAACUUGAUGUUGACUGUCUAGAUGUCAAUGUUAAAGGACCAGAUGGAUUUACCCCUCUGAUGCUGGCCUCCCUGCGUAGCGGGGGGUCAGAUGACUGCGGCAGCUUGAUGGGAGAUGAGGAGGAGGAGAGUGGGGCAGAUGAGCCAGGGGCAAACAUUAUCACUGACCUCAUCGCCCAAGGUGCUACGCUUAUGGCACAGACAGACCGCACUGGUGAGACAGCGCUACAUCUAGCUGCUCGCUAUGCCCGUGCUGAUGCAGCCAAGAGGCUGUUGGAUGCUGGAGCUGAUCCUAAUGCACGCGACAACAUGGGUCGCACCCCACUGCAUGCUGCUGUGGCUGCAGAUGCCCAGGGUGUGUUCCAGAUCCUGAUUCGAAACCGAGCAACUGAGCUGGAUGCAAGAAUGAAUGAUGGCACCACACCCCUCAUCCUGGCAGCACGCUUGGCAGUGGAGGGUAUGGUGGAGGAGCUUGUGCACUGCCAUGCUGAUGUCAAUGCAGUAGAUGACCAUGGUAAGUCUGCAUUGCACUGGGCAGCAGCUGUCAACAAUGUGGAGGCCACUCUGGUGUUGCUGAAGAAUGGAGCUAACAGAGACAUGCAGGACAACAAGGAAGAAACACCGUUGUUCCUGGCAGCUAGGGAAGGGAGCUUUGAGGCAGCCCAGAUACUGCUAGACCAUUACUCCAACAGGGACAUCACAGACCACCUGGACCGGCUGCCUCGAGACACUGCACAGGAGCGUAUGCACCAUGACAUUGUGCGCCUGCUGGAUCAGUACAACCUUGUCCACAGCCCUCAUGCAGGCCAGAGCCAUGUGUCUGGUGGGGGUGCACACUCUUCCAUGGUCUGUGGCACUAAUGGGGUGGGCUUUGUUGGCAUGCGCCAAGGGCCCCAGGGCAAGAAAAGUCGGAGGGGCGGUGCCAAAGUGGGAGGAGCUGCUGGGGGUGUGGCAAAGGAGCUGAAGGACAUGAAGGCAAAGCGGAGGAAGAAGCCAGCUGGAGGAGAGGGACCCUUAGCAGGGGCUGCAGGAGGUGGCAGUAGCACAGCCACCACGAAGACCAAAAGUGGCCUGUCAGAAAGCUCUGUUACCUUGUCUCCUGUUGAUUCUCUGGAGUCUCCACACUCAUUUGCCGGAGAUACCACUAAUGCAGUCAGUGCAGCCACCUCCCCACCACUCCUUGGCAGCCCUUCAUCCAGGCCCCUCCUACCUCCAGUUAGUCACAUGCUGGGGCAACAGCAGGGCUGGGUGAGCCUUGCCAAGCAGGGAUAUGGGGGCCACAUGUUUGGGCUUGUACCCCACCAGCUGAGCACCUCCCACACUGGGCUAGCUCAGCCACAUGCCUCCAGCCUUCUUACUCCCAUGAAUGUCACCAUGAGCCGUGAGCAAUUGCCCCCGAUCGUUACCUUCCAGAUGAUGCCACCAGGCAGUGGACAGGCCUUGCUGAAGCAGCCACAGCCUGGCCAGGUGCAAAGCCAGAGUCAGCCCCAUGCCCAGCAAAUUCCACCUCAUCUGCAGUCCACCCAAGGUAUGAUAUACCAGCUGCCUGAGGUAGGGCUGCCACCCCCCCUGUCCCACACCCUCCCGCACCCCCAACCCCAUAGCCAUGCCAUCCCCCACAGCAAUGGCCUGAUGGAUGCCCAGUCCCGCCAGCUGCCUCCCUACCACAGUUUGCAGAGCCCUGUGGAUAAGUACCCCACACCACCAUCCCAGCACAGCUGCACCACAGGUGGAUCUGAAGGCACAACACCAGGGCACCCGGCCCACCCUCCCAGUGAGCACCCCUACCUCACUCCGUCACCGGAGUCCCCUGACCCCUGGUCAUCGUCCUCUCCCCACUCCAACUCGGACUGGUCUGAUGUUACCACCAGCCCCACACCCCUGGGGAACUCACAUGCACUACCCUCUUCCCGGCACACUCACAUUCCGGAGCAGGCACAGCUGCAACCGCAAGCGCAGCAGAUGCAGUCACAGCAGCCUCAGCAUGGCAGCAUGCAAGUGUAUGCAUAAAAUAUGACUUUCAACUACAUGAACCAAUUUCUUUACUCUGAGACUUUCUGCUCCUUGUAUUUAUAACCUUACCAAGACAACUAACCUUCCAUUUUACACACUCUCAACUUGGCAUCCUUUCCUCAUCUUUUCUCUGGUUUGCACAAGCUACCGCUGUCUUUGUUCAGUUUUGCAUAGUGGAAUUUCAAGGUUUCUCCUCUGUGUAGUUUAAGCCUUCCCUUUUUUUGAAAGUGGCUUCAUAUCCUAUUUUACUAACCUUCAUUUUUAUCAGUUACUGUUUUCAGUCUUUUUCGAUUGUUUUGUUUCUCAUUCUGUAAAUAUUAUGGGACAGUAGAAUGCUUGAAAAUGAAGAUUCAGGAAUUGUAUUUUUGAAUUUUAAAAGGACAUUAAUUCCUGAUUUAAAAACAGAAUUAACAGCUCAAAUAGAAUUUUUCCUGUGGUGCAAAAUGGAUGAAGAGCAGGAAAACAGAGGACAUUGGACAUUUUCCAGUGAGUGGGCCUGUACCCUUUUUUUUCUUUUUUUUUGCAAUAACUUUUAUGGGUAAUCCUGUGUCUUUGAAGGAUAUAUGCUUAUUAAUUAUAUCUUAUUUCUGUCUUUCAUUUAGUGUAUGAGCCUCAUAGAGGCGUUUUAGUUUUUUAGUUUGUAUUUUAAUUUAAUUUUACCCAUGAUGCAUCAUAAUACAUUUUAAUAAGCUGUAUUCAUUAUUUUCAUGGCAAAAAUUCUCUGUAGUAUUAAUUGGUUACAGAGUUAUGGUGUAGAGAUGUUAAUUGUGCACUUUUUGCGGCUGGGCUGUUUGGUUUUGUAUAAGAUUUACACUCAUGGGUUUGUAAGCUAAACUGUGGUAUAAGUGUUUAAAGUCACAUAAUUUUCUAUUUGUGGGGGUACCUUUCUGCAGUCAACUUAAAACUGCAGGAUCCCCAUCCAUUCAAAGGGGGAGGGGUGUUAUAUGGGUUCAGGCCGUUCAAUCCAUGUAUGAUGCCAUCAGUAGCAAGGGAGAAUAGUUACUCAGAAGUAUAAAGGACUAUACAGUAAAGUCUAAGAGCAUGGGAAAUGAGGUUAGAAAGCAAUAGAACUCAUUAGUCCAUACUGCAUUUUCAUCUUGUCUUCACUGUUGUCUUUGCUGGAUGAUGAAAUUGCUGCACAGGUUGCAGAAGUGAGAUUUCCAGCCUUUUGGGCCCAGGAGUAUUUUGUUACAGUGACUGUCCAGAAGGGUAGUUGGAAGUACUGAUAGACAAUUGAUACAGGUUAAACAGGAAUACAGCCUGACACUUAACUGCUCUGACCUGUGUGGGAGAAAGUUUAUCUAUGAUGAUUUCACCAUGUUAUUUUUGUAUUUACCAUUAUAUUUUCCGUAAAUGUAUUUUGACUUUAUAACAGCUUGUGAGAUUUUUCAGUUUAGGUUUUAAACUGUUUUUUAAAUCACAUUUAUUCGGUUUUGCUUUAUUGCAAUCAGUGUGUAUAAUUGCCUUGAAAACCACAUCUGAGAAUGCUAUGUAAUUUGUUACGGAAUUGAACUAUAAUUUGUCUGUUUCUGAUGUAAAUGUAAUAUGAACCUUGCAAGUCUUUGUGGACAAUCAGUCACAUUUUUUCAUUGGACACUGGCUUUUUCAUGCUUCAAGACCAAAUUUGAACUUUUAUGUUAAAUUUUAACAGCUUCUUCUAAUCUGCAUUGUUGAUGCGUAUUGUACUAUUUGCUAGCCUUGAAAUUUGAAAGGACAAGCUAUUGAACUGUGGUUUAGUUAAUGUAGUUCUGCUUUUACUGUAGUUUCAGUGUUCAUUUCCUCCCACAAGUGGAGACCCAUGAUUGAAGGGGAGAAAGAUCUGCCAAUCAGCACCCCCAAAGAAGUACUAAUUCAUUAACUUAACUGUAAUAAAUAAUGAAAAGGCCAAGACAAAUGAUUUUUACCUUGAUUAUCAUUAGUGCUUCUUGGUUCUGCUGGUAUGAGAUGUCCUUUGAUACAUUUAUAGAUGUAUGAUCAGCAGACAACAAAGGUUGCAUUUUGAAUCUGCUGGUUUUACCAGAGCUGGGUCUAAACUACCCAGAGUUUUGGAAAGACACAAAAAUGGUACUUAACCAGGAAGUUGAAUCAGCUGGCUAACCUCACAGCUGGAAAGACAACCUCCUACAGCUAGCUGUACGAAACUGAGUUAGAUGAUCCUGUCAGAUACAAUCACAAUUAAAAAAAAAAUUACAGUUGGGAAUAGUGUAUUGCUUGUGAUUGUUCAAAGAAAAGCUAUAUCUAAAGCUACCUUACCAGGUCAGGUUAUGAUGUGUUGAACUUAUCCAGAAGUACCAAAUUCUGUUUUCUUAAUUGUACUUAUUUUUAACAUGGCAGUAGGUCUCAGCUGUGUUCCUGAUGAUCCCCUGUCUAUGCUGGUUUUUCUGUUAGGUGACCCACUGAAAUAGUCUUGAUUGAACCCUUCAUUGAAUAAAUCAUGACUCAACCAUAUUGGAAGGACUGAACAAAACUGGUGUUGAGAAAUACCUUUUUUGAACGUUUUUGAAAAUGGAUGCAUUUGCUUGCAAAUACAAUCUUCCUUGUAUUUGAUCACUUAAAAAGGAAAAAUGUUGACAUUAAAGAACUGGGAAAGUGAAGCUGGUAUUUGAAACCCCUGGCUCUCUAAAAUUAUACUCCUCAGGCAAAAAAGAAAUACAGGAACAUUAUUGUUUUUACAUUAUGCAGCUGAAAGUUACCACUUAACAUAAUUGCAUUUGUACAUUUGAUUAAACAAAGGGAUAAGGCUAACUUUAAGGGCA
Messenger RNA from Scleropages formosus (Asian bonytongue), 10591 nucleotides. RefSeq names its product notch receptor 2 (gene notch2). The record is from RefSeq and is a predicted model, not a curated record. Gene Ontology annotation, cellular component: plasma membrane; signaling receptor complex. The transcript has 33 exons. NCBI's taxonomy places the organism in Eukaryota, Metazoa, Chordata, Actinopteri, Osteoglossiformes, Osteoglossidae. Gene Ontology annotation, biological process: regulation of DNA-templated transcription; regulation of developmental process; apoptotic process. The coding region runs from base 462 to 7832 and encodes 2456 amino acids. Gene Ontology annotation, molecular function: protein binding; calcium ion binding; signaling receptor activity.